Copidosoma floridanum is the source of this 3885-nucleotide messenger RNA. RefSeq names its product Organic anion transporting polypeptide 74D (gene Oatp74D). NCBI's taxonomy places the organism in Eukaryota, Metazoa, Arthropoda, Insecta, Hymenoptera, Encyrtidae. Gene Ontology annotation, biological process: sodium-independent organic anion transport; transmembrane transport. Gene Ontology annotation, molecular function: protein binding. The record is from RefSeq and is a predicted model, not a curated record. Gene Ontology annotation, cellular component: basolateral plasma membrane.
CAAACGAGCGUCGAUGCCCGCCGGUGUAACGUAGUGCGGGGGUUGAGUUUUGUGGCACUUUUUCUAUUUUCUCUUUUUUUUUUUUUUCUUUUUUUUUUCUUUUGAUUUUAUCCUUUCGUUGCAAUCGUGCGGUUUUCGAUUGGUUGUGCGCGGGAGUUUUUUUGGAUUUUCCCGGACAACUUUCAUGAGGACGACGAGCCGGGGAGGCUGAUGCGUCGCUGCUCCUUCGAGGAUAAGGCCGAGGAGAGACUCUUAUCGAGGCAGAAUUGGCGUCCCAGCUUGGACUAGCCGACCGCACCCAAGCCCCAUAAGCACCAGCAGCCCCCUUUAUCACCACUUGGGCCUCUCUCGGGCUGCUUUGUACCUGCGUACCUCGAAGAAGUCACAAUGGCGGGCGAGGACCAGUUGACGCUGUCCAACGGGGGCAGUGGCGAGCCGGUGACGAUCAUCCCGGCGAACGGCAAACUGACGAACGGCAACGGGGUCCACAAGGACAAGCCACGGAAGCACAACAACAACGGCUCGAUACCCGCGAAGAACGGCAAGUGCAAGGAGGACCAGCAGCACGAGAUCGUCGCGCUGGAGAACGGCAAGGGCUGCGCGGACGACAAGUCGAGCAGCUUCCGGACGGAUGAGCUCGAGGAUAUGGACGAUAUCACCUGCGGUUGGGGGCCGUUCAAGCCGGCCUGGCUCCAGGUCUUUGCCACCAAGCAGAUGUUCCUCGUUAUAUUCUGCGCCACCUGGGUUCUCCAGGGCAUGUACUCCACGUACUUCGUCUCGGUGAUAACGACGAUCGAGAAGCUCUUCCAGAUCCAGUCAAAGACGACGGGGCUGAUCAUGUCGGCGACCGAGAUCGGCCAGAUCGGCUCGUCCCUUCUGUUGACGUACUACGGGGGCCAGGGCCACAGGCCGAGGUGGAUAGCUUGGGGCAUGGUGCUCUUUGCCGUCUCGUCCUUCACCUGCUCGCUACCCCAUUUCAUCUUCGGCGAUCAGCUCAUCAAGCAGAACGAGCUGCUCUUCAACGGUGGCACCCUCAGCGGCGAUGUCAACGGGACGAAUUUCAGUCUGCCCAUACCCGCUAAUCUAUGCAAAUACGCCGAUCGCAACGACAACGCGAGUAUUAAUUCGUGGUCCGUGUACGCUCACCACGAGCAGCGGACCGACACCGACGCCUACUGCAAGGGCGAUUUCUUGGCCGACCGGCAGAUCCAGAAGAAAAUCGUCACCAUAGUCCUCGCCAUAUUCUUCGUGUCGCUCCUGGGGGUCGGCAUGGGCCAGACGACCGUGUACACCCUCGGAAUACCCUACAUCGACGACAACGUCGCCGGCCGGGAGAGCCCGCUCUACUUUGCCAUAACCAUCGGUGUGAGGAUCCUCGGCCCGGCCAUGGGUUUCAUGCUCGGCUCGCUCUGCACCAUGGUAUACGUCGACUUGUCGUCCAAUCCGCCGAUCACUCCCUCGGACCCGAGAUGGAUGGGCGCCUGGUGGCUCGGUUUGGUCCUCAUAUCCUCGCUGCUGAUUCUAGUCUCUGUGGGUAUGUUUGCGUUUCCAACGCGACUGCCGAAGAGCAGAACACCACCCAAGAGGAUCGGUGACUCGAAGAAGCCUAGUCUCACAGAUUUUCCAAAAUCCGUGAAACGCCUGCUGAAGAACGACAUCCUCAUGCUGCGCACGGCCAGCAGCGUCCUCCAUCUCCUGCCGAUCGCCGGCCUCUACACGUUCCUACCCAAGUACCUGGAGAGCCAAUUCCGGCUGGCCGCCCACAACGCCAACUUCGUCUCGGGUAUCGGGGGUAUCCUCGUCAUGGGCUUGGGCAUCAUCGUCAGCGGCUUCUUCAUCAUAAAGUUCAAGCCCAACGCGCGCUUCGUCGCCGCCUGGAUCGCCUUCACCGCGGUCGCCUACGCCAUCGGUAUGGGCAUACUCAUGUUCGUCGGCUGCACCAUGAACGACUUCACCGGUAUCACUACCAACGGCCAAGGAAUUUCCAAGUUCGAUCCGGUGUGCGACACCACUUGCGAGUGCGACCAAAACAAGUUCAGCCCGAUCUGCGGUGUCGAUGGCAAGACUUACUUCUCGGCCUGCCACGCCGGCUGCUCCAACUACACGGUCUCGGACGGCAGAGUCGUCAACUUUACCGACUGCCAGUGCAUUGGAGCCGGCGCCGCGAACCAGUCCCUGAGGCUACCGGCGGCCAUGCCGGGCACCGCCAAGACCGGCUACUGUCCGCUCGACUGCAACAACUUUUACAUCUACGUGGGCCUGUUCUCGCUCUUCGUGUUCAUACACUCGACGAGCGAGGUCGGCUCGAUGCUGCUGAUCCUGAGGUGCGUCGACCCGCGCGACAAGGCCAUGGCCCUCGGCCUCAUACAAUUCGCCAUUGGCCUAUUCGGUAACGUUCCAUGCCCGGUGGUGUACGGGGCGGUGGUGGACUCUGCCUGCCUCGUCUGGGAGUGGUCGUGCGGCGAGCGAGGGGCAUGCUGGCUGUACGACUCCAACGUCUUCAGGAUGUUCUUCCACGGUACAACGGGGAGCAUAAUGGCGUUGGCCUUCUUGGUGGACAUAAUAGUGUUUUACAGGGCAGGUAGUAUUAAUUUCGUCGAGGACAGGGACAACGAGGGGGGUACGGCCGAGGAGAUGGCGAACCUCAAGGUCGUGGAGAAGGAGUACCUGCUGGCCAGGCCGAACGGCGAGUCUUGCUUCGCGCCGGGGAAGCACGAGGACGCGCUGGGCGUGGUAGUCGUCGACGAGGCGCUGCUGAUAGAUAAGCACCGCCAGACCACCGACGCGAGCUAAAAACCUAUAUACUGUUGUUUCCCUCGUCGUGCACCAUAAUUAUAUUGUAUAUUUGUAUACCCUCUUCGACGGAGAGGCUGAUGCAUGAUCCGCGCGAGUGUAUCCAUUGACUCUGUGCGUGCGUGUGUUUGUGUGUCGGGAUGAGCUAAGGCUGGCUCCUUAUAUACAUGCGCGCGGCUCCGCAUGGAUUGCGGGACGCGUUUACGGAUCGAAAUCGUAUAGGUAUUUUCCUCUGCGGGUUGCGUAAUCAUUGUACCACGUGUUGUACGGGCCAUUUGCCGGAAAGCGGUCGCCGGCUGCCUUUGGCGCCGACACAUGUAUAUCAGUUAAUAUUUUUCUGAACCGAGAAUCGAUGAUGAUGAACUUUGACGCAAUAUGUUAUGUACACGUGGACGGGUGUUGUCAAAGGGGUGCGUGUUAAUUGUGUAAAUACAUAACAAAAGUUGCGGGGCGAGAAGUGUCGAGAUCCAAGGGAAGAGUCCAGAUUGAUGAUCCGACUAUUGCCCUCGCUUUUGAGAGAGAAUGUAAUACUAUAUAGGAAACGAACCAUGGGUGAGCUUUAAGUGAGACUGUUUGUUUUUUCUUCUUUGUUCAAUAGCAUGAUGAUUUUUGGGGUAACUUCCGGACAAAUGACUCGAAAAGUUAACACAACAAUCCAUAUUGGUCCAAAAGUAGGUAACUUUGAUUUUUUUUUUAAAUGAUUUGAACAAUCAACAGUUAUCGUUUACCCAGUUCUUUUAUCCUUCAACUGUAGAGAAAGCGAGAAAAGGAUGAUGUGCAGGAUUUUAUUGUAAAAUCACAUAAUUGCUCGAUAUUUUUUGGGCGAGCCUAUAAGUUGAUGAUUUUUUUUACUAUCAUAUACUUUUGCGGGUUGAUUUUAUUACUUUUAUUAUUACUAUUAUUGCUAUUGCUCAUUUGUAUACUGUACGCGUGAACGCCGAUUUUUGACGUUUGCGUAGGAUUUCACAGAGACUCGACAAGACGGCUUUUAAGAUUAAGGUUUGAGAUUCAACAUAUCUCGAAUCGUCGUUAUUUAAUUUUUACAAAGCGUACAAUACUUAUUGCGAGGUAGACCAUAAGAUCAUUGCUUUU